AUGACUUCACAACUCUCUUCCGACCAUCUUCUCUUCGUUCAUCUCAGCCUGGUGGACUAUGAUACUGCAGGUGGUUCAUUCGAACUCAGCCACCAAUUUUUGAGGCCGUACUUCCCCAACACUGGCAUGGAAUACCACAAGAUAUCAUUUAAUGUUGGUACUGCCUUCAAGGUCAGUAAGUACCAAGACAGCAUGGAGGCCCUGUUUUUGACCAUCAUUCUUGGACCAUGGCAGGUUCUCAUUGAUGGCGUGCUGGAGUCAUUCCUUUGGCUCUUUUCUUGUGGUGCACUGGUCAACAAUGCAGAAUCCUUUUCUAACUUGCAUAUUUGGUUGCCAACUGCCAUAGCGUUUAAUGCUGUCCGAUUUCAACCAAGCUUCUCAGCUCAUCUCUUGCUUUCUUUUUGCGAACUUGUCCUCAUCCAGCGUCUUUCCAUUCAGCAAGCAUUCCCUGACAUGCUUGGGCAAUCCUACAAGCUUGGCUGCCAUUCAGAUGUGUUUUUGUUGUUGAAGUAUGACAGUAACUCUGUUGACGCUUUCAAAUACUGCUGGACUCAUUCUCAGCUGCACCCCUGGGGCAACUUCCUGCUGCUCCAGUACCCUGACUGUGGUCUGGUAGAUACUUGGAAGUCCACUAAUCACCAGAAGGAAUACUCAUUUGAGUGCAAGGGGCGAAAUUGCAGGAAGGGCUUUGUGUUUAGCGUGCCAGCAAACUCAAAGGUGCUUGUACCAGGGAAAACUCGUAUUUCCAGUUGGAUUGAGAUCCCUUUGAUCAUGUCUUCCAAUUGGGCUCUGAAGUUCAAAUCUAUUCUUGAUCAGUUUGAACAAGACUUCCGGUCCAACCAAGAUUCUCCAACACAUCGUUCUCAUGUGGUGAAACAAGUUAAAAAUGCUAUUCUUAAAGCUCAGGGAGAUCAACCUGGAGUACCCUUGCCAAGUUUAUUGAAAAAUGCCAUUAGAACCUCUUACUACGAGACUAUUGACUCUGAGGAAUCAGAUAAAGAAGGCAGGCCAGAUGUGGAUGAUGAACAUGUUGUGACAGCUGAGGAAAGAGAAGCUGUUGCACAUCCUAAAACUGCACUAUUUUACAAGAAAGAAUGCAAUCAGUGGCAUGUUGCCCAAAUGUUGUUUAAGCAGGGGAUCAAUGACUAUGACAAGACAGAGAGGCUGAGGAAAGGAUUGGAUGACUAUAUCAAGCAUCAGACAGGACAUGCCAGAGAAUGGUUUAAUAAGAUGAUGAUUGAGCAAGAGAAAGAGGUUAAAGAUGCAAUGGAGAAAUGA
Molecule: messenger RNA, 1278 nt
Organism: Suillus subalutaceus
Lineage: Eukaryota; Fungi; Basidiomycota; Agaricomycetes; Boletales; Suillaceae
Exons: 5
Coding region: 1-1278 (425 amino acids)
Source: RefSeq, a predicted model, not a curated record